Salvelinus sp. IW2-2015 is the source of this 1223-nucleotide messenger RNA. Its product is annotated as homeobox protein aristaless-like 3. The coding region runs from base 63 to 1223 and encodes 386 amino acids. Gene Ontology annotation, molecular function: DNA-binding transcription factor activity, RNA polymerase II-specific; RNA polymerase II transcription regulatory region sequence-specific DNA binding. NCBI's taxonomy places the organism in Eukaryota, Metazoa, Chordata, Actinopteri, Salmoniformes, Salmonidae. Gene Ontology annotation, biological process: regulation of transcription by RNA polymerase II. The transcript is spliced from 4 exons. The record is from RefSeq and is a predicted model, not a curated record.
CCUUGCUUUCACUGUAACCGGGACCAGAGUAGAGUCGUUAAAGUGCAUGCCGGACUGACCUCAUGAUGGAGGCGGACAGUUGUUUGUCUUUCUCUUCGCAGCCAAACCGGACAACACUGAAUAACUCCCCCGGUUUGGAUCAGAAUAGUUCUGGAGGUUCGUUCCUUCCCUGCGAUGAACUACAGAAAAGUACACAUCUUCCUCUCGCUCACCGUCUGAGUCUCCGGGAUCAGGGUGACUUCUACAGCUCAAGCUCCAUGGGACGGUUUAACGACGGCGUGCCCGCGGACUUUACGCACGGGGCAGCCUCCACGAAUCCUCGCGCCUUGCCCAACAAACACAGCAAAUACAUGGAAAAUAUUAAUCAGGACCAAAAGGUUUUAUCAGUAAGCGGGAAGGGCUCGUUUUAUGAAAAUUACUCGGAGGCCAGAGAGAAGGYGGGUCCCAAGCCCAUGGGCUAUCCCGUGAUUGGCUCAGACUGCUGCAUCAAGCUGAAGGAGCCAACCAACGGUCUCCAACCAGGGGACUCCAUAGCAGACUCAAUCGACUUAUCGGGCAAGAACAAGAAACGUCGUAACCGCACCACCUUCAGUACCUUCCAGUUGGAGGAGCUGGAAAAGGUGUUUCAGAAGACUCACUACCCUGACGUUUACGCCCGGGAACAGCUGGCCCUCAGGACCGAACUCACAGAGGCCCGUGUACAGGUAUGGUUCCAGAACCGCCGGGCCAAAUGGAGGAAGAGGGAACGUUACGGGAAGAUCCAGGAGGUGCGAAACCACUUUGCUGCUACGUAUGAUAUCUCUACGUACCAGAUGCAGAGCAACCUGUGGCCAGGUGCAGGAGGGGGCGGGGGGUCCGGCGGGGGCUGUGUCCUGGGCCCUGACACCAUGUCUUCUUCCUGUAUGAGCCCUUACCCCCAUCCCCACAGCAACCUCCCCUCUGUGGGCUUCAUGGGCAUGCCCCCGUCCUCCAUCGCACCCGCCACCACCCUCACCAUCAUCCCCAACACCAACCCUGCAUCAACAGGCCAUCUACUCCCUCCCACAGCUCUGCACCUGGCGGCCUCGGGGGCCACUCCUUUGAGCGGGCGCCCCGAGAACAGGUAUAAGUCAUCGCAGGCUUGUUGCGCCCUUGCGAUGAAGGCUAGGACCCCCUGGGAGCUUUCUAUCCAGGCCUACAUGGACCACCACAGUGUCGGGUUCAGAUCCCUACUAUGUAACUGA